Mytilus trossulus (common blue mussel) is the source of this 1985-nucleotide messenger RNA. Its product is annotated as SH3 domain-binding protein 5-like. The transcript has 8 exons. Gene Ontology annotation, molecular function: protein kinase inhibitor activity. Gene Ontology annotation, cellular component: cytoplasm. The record is from RefSeq and is a predicted model, not a curated record. Bases 36 to 1052 code for a protein of 338 amino acids. Gene Ontology annotation, biological process: intracellular signal transduction; negative regulation of protein tyrosine kinase activity. Lineage: Eukaryota; Metazoa; Mollusca; Bivalvia; Mytilida; Mytilidae.
GUUGCCAUAUCGAUGUACUAUAUUUCACUUGAAAUAUGUUAAACAGUGAAAAUACCUGUCUUCGUGACAUUGAUGAAGAAGAUGUGGACUCUAAAUUCGAACCUGAAAUUAAGGAAGAGCUUGAUGAUUUAAACCACUGCAGUGCUGAAAUUAAUAGACUUGAAAAUGAGAUUGAUGAAGCACGAACACAAUACCGGCAGACGUUUCAUGAAGCAUCAAGUAAAAUGUCUCUGGUGUCGCAGAAAAGACGGAAAAGUAUAGCUAAAGCACGAGAGUAUUUUGAACUAAAACAUGAAGAAAAACAGGUUCAGGGUGAAAGCCUUAAAGCUGCUAGACAGUACCAGUCAGCCAUCGGAAUAUACAGAGCGGCCAAAGAGACUGUUGCCUUAGCAGAAGAUAAACUAGUAAAAGGAGGGGAAUGUCAAUUGUCUUCUGCGUGGCAAGAAAUGUUAAAUCUUGCAACAGAAAGGGUUAUUGAAGCCGAGUUGGAAAAACACAGAAGCGAAGAUCAGCAUCUAAAAAUGAUAAAACGUUGCGGGCAGUUAGAAAACCAGCUUCAUUUAUUAAAAAGAUCACAGAAGAAAUCUAUAGCAAACGCAAGAUCAUAUUUUGAGAUGAAACACCAACUUGACCUCAAAUUACAGCAACAAAAGCAGAAUGUCACAGAUCUGCAGAGUGCUAUCAUACAAGCAAAAGGAAAAUACGCUAAAUCUCUACGAAAGUUGGAGGACAUUUCUUUAGCAAUUCAUGAGUCAAGACGAAACAAGCUGCUAAUAAUGUAUUCUAGACAACCUGGAGUUGGAGUAGAAUGUGAUAGUCUUCAUUCGAAUAUCUCUGAACUGACUUUAGAAUCUAUUGGAAAAGAUUACGAGAUGGUUGAUUUCAUUUCAAACGAGAACGAUGGACUAUGCGAUGAAAGUGAUUGUGUAGAGGAUAAAUGUGACGAUGGCUGUACUCAUUCAAGUAACAAAACUGACGACGAAAAGGAUAUUGAUUUGACUAACCCUAGUAACAUAUUUGAAAAUUUACAGAUUGCUGAUGAUAAAUUUUAAUAUGUACACUGAUUAAGUUUGCUUUAAUUUGAAAAUCAACUGAUGACGUAUACAGUCGUGCACACCCUACAUGUAACUAUAUUAACCCUACCAUCUGUCAAUACCUAUAUUUUGAUAUUGCACAAAGUCAUGUUUUUAAUCAGAUUCAGAUUCAGAUUCUUUAUUUCGUAUAAAACCAAGUUGCUUGUACAAAGAAAGAUAUGUUUACAUACAGAUUUUGCGCAUGAUAGUUUGCACAAAACGAGCAACUUUUUUUUCCGAGUGAUUAUGAUCAAAAAUGUAAACAAGCAGACUUCCUUUCUGACAAGACGUGAUAUAGCAGCUUGAGUUUAAACAUACACGGUGGGUUAGUAUUUAAGAUAAAAAGAUAUAUUAUCAACCCGAUUUUUUUUUAAAUUUAACUGAUGCUUUUAUUUCUAAAAACCAAAAUUAAGUCAAUACAAAUUUCGAUGAACAUUUCAUAGAAUCCUUAUAUCCUUAGAUACAUAGACACUUUUAUAAAAAAAAUUGUUAUUGCAUUCCAAACGACAUUUUGAGAUUAAAUUCAUUUCUAUGUGUUCGGGUUUUUUCGAGAGCAGUCGGGUCUUUUUCGAGUGCGUCCGUGUUUUACAAAUAGGAAAAUGUUAUAUGAGUGCCAAUGAGACAACUCUCCUUCCAAAUAUUCAAGUGAUGUACUUUUUAAGGCACGAAACCCAUGCAUUCAUCAGUUUGAUAAUGGUGUACUAUGAUUAAACUUUAUUUAAAUAAGUAUCGCAUAUUUGUAUAUGUUGUUGUUCGUCUCUUAUUCACGUUCAUUAUAUAUUCAUGGUGCCGACAAUCUAAUGAAUGCAUAGACAAUUUGGAUUGAGACACAGUGUUUUGUCCAGAUGAACUAUUCAUUUCAUUGUUAACUGUAAUUAGGAAAUUAAAUUUAAAUUUUGAUUUUAUUUGAAG